Molecule: messenger RNA, 4265 nt
Organism: Spodoptera exigua (beet armyworm)
Lineage: Eukaryota; Metazoa; Arthropoda; Insecta; Lepidoptera; Noctuidae
Source: the annotation of a GenBank genome assembly
GGUAAACUUAACCGUUUACUAUUGAACGUUGUUUGGACCAGAAGUUGUCAACUCGAGAUUGGAUCGCGCAAUACAACGCAAUUUCUGUUUGUGUUCAGCCGUAAGUAACUGAAUAAUUUGUUCAUUUAUUUUGUACUAUACCUGUAUACGAGAUAAGUGAAAUAAUAUCCGUUCUCAAUGCCCUACAUUCUGAUUAGAGGUAAUUUAGCAUCUUAUGGGCAUAAAAACCCGUGGCGUGUUUUGGUAUCCGGCUUGAAAGCUGGCGACUUAGAACAACUCAAGAGAUUCGCAUGUGGGGGCUACUGCGACGACUCAACUAUUGUUUAUUUACAACACCCUUGUGUUAUUCUGAGUGCUCUAGAGGUAUUGGGUUACAAGGUUGUAGCGUCUAGCUCCACAGCCGUCAAACAAGAUUAUAAUGAGUACAUGUGGACUAUGAGAAAAGAAUUUUCAGAACCAGAACCAUCAAUAAUUGUUGAACAAGAUAAUAUUAACAAUUUCAGCAAAGAGGCUAUGCACUUGGGUAAUUACCAGCAUCAGACAAAAGACGACGAAGUGUAAGCUGCCAUCAUAUUGAUAAUUAAAUCAUUACAUUCAUUUUAUUUUAUACUAUGGAUACAAAGGGCAGUCAAAACUUGUCUCCAUGCAACUUGGCGUCAGUACCCUUAAUUGAAGAAGAUGCAGUUGUUUACAUUGCUAUUAAAGGAUCGCUACAUGCAAAUGAUUGCUCUGUGUUUGGAUUAGGAGAAGAGGAGAUAAGAGCUCUUUCUAAAAAGUUUCCAGGGUCAGGAGUAGUUGUUAAUGGUGUCUCCAUCAAAUGCAAUGUACUUGAGACUCUGAACGCAUUGAACCAGUUGGGUUACAAAGUAGUUUCAAGCACUGGUGAAACUGAGAUCACUUGGACCCUUCAACGCAUUAUUUAAUUUUAUUACUCCAUAAUCUGCCCUUUGUAUUAUUUUUAAUAUUUUUUAAUAAUUGUAUAAAGAUGGACCAUGGAAAUAAUUGUGAUCACUCAAACUGUUCUCAUGCAAAUGCAUCUGUAACUCAAACAUUAUCAGAAAUGCAUUGGGAGAGGGGCUUGUGGUAUGCAGCCUUUUAUGGGGAUGAAGAGAGAGUAAGAUCUCUAAUUGCUAAGGCAGACAAUGCCAAAGUAAUAGUAAAUACACUAGAUAACUCUGGAUAUACACCAUUGCACUAUGCUGCACGUAAAGGACAUGUGCACAUUUGUAAGAUAUUACUGCAAAAUGGAGCACUGAUUGAUGCAAAAACCAAGAGCGGACAAGCAACACCCCUUCUCAAAGCUGCUGCUGCAGGUAAAAUUGAAACAAUAAAAUUUCUUAUUCAAUCCGGGGCUUGUGUUGAUGAACAAGAUGCUGAUGGGCAAACCAUACUUCAUAAAGCAGUAGAGAACAAGCACUUUGAUCUAGUGAAUUUUUUGAUGGAAACAUAUCCUAAGCUCAACACCAUGCAGGAUGUUAAAGGUAAUCACCCUUCUGAUUAUAUGUCUGGUUCGAAGGAGUGAUACACAAGGAAUGGCUUAAAUGUAUUAAUCAUUACACACCUAUAUUCUAGAUCAUAUUUCUAGUUGAGUGUUGAUUCUGUCUAAAUUUUAAUAUAAUAUUAAAAUUUAUUUAUCCUUAGAUUUAUUUGCAUUGCAAAUAGGAUGUUAUUGUAUGUAUAUUAGGUUUUAAAAUGUGCUAUAUCUUUUGCUGUUAUUAAUAUUUCAAAAUGUUUAUAUUAUGUUACAUUCCCAAUUUUUUAUUUUUUGUUUUGUCAUAUUGAUAAAAUUAGCCAACUUGAUAUGUAAUUGUGAUUUAAAUAAGUUAAAAGUUGCCAUUAGAAGUACUCACAAAAAAAGUAUUUGUCUAAUGUAGUAGUUAACUAUUUUAACACUCUACAGUUAUUAAUUAUUUAGUCACUAAUCACAGUUUUGUCAUUAUGAUGUUUAUGACAAACAGUAUAAUGAUUACUAUUACUACUGUUGGAAAUGGUAUAGAUUAAAUUAUUGAAAAAAUAAUAUUUUGUUAGUUUCUAAUCUAGAUGGCUCACUUUUGUACCAACUUUUAUAUAUGGAUUUCAGAAUUUGAUUUAAUGUGGGUAGUAAAACUCAUGAAUUUCGUAUGUAUGUACUUUAUAUUAACAACAGAAUAGGUAUGUUAUAAUUUACUCACCCUGUGUAUAAGUAGGCUUAAAAGCAACUUAAUGUUGCCUUAUUAUAUGUAUUAUAAGUAUCAGAAUUCAUAUCAUUUAUAUAAUUACUAAUUGUAUUAAUACAUGUCUUAGUUUAGGACUAGAUUCCUACUUCAAACAAUUCAUAUUAUUUGAACAUUGUCAUAGUUGUCGAAGGAAAUAGCUGCUGAUCAGUAUACAUAGUAUUGCCUGCAGAAUUCCAUGACAUAAUACUCAACAAAUAAGAAUAAAAAACAACCUAUAAUCGUAUAUUUACUGAUUGGUUUGUAAGUACAUGAUUCUGCAGCUGAUUCCCUACAUUGUUACAUGUGUUUUUAAAAAACAAGCAUUACUUCUUACUGCUAGGUGUUCUAACAAUUGCAACUCAUUUUGAAGAUUUUAUGGACAAACAUAUUGUGUCACACUAAGUAUAGUUAUUCUAAUCAACAAAUAUUUUGUAUUUUACCCUAAGUACACCUUUGUACUACUGUGUAAUUUUACUAAAUAAAAAUGCAUAUAGAUAAUGUUGAUUUUAUCUAACUCCAGGAUUUCACUCACUUUAUAAGAUAUAGAAAAGCUACUGUUUACUACAAUAUUCAAUUAUGCCAUAAUUAGUUUGUUUGACUGCAGAUAAUAUGCUAUGAAUGCAGUUAUAGUACCAACACAUAUUUACACUGUUUAUGCAGUAAAAUUAAAGUAUUCUGUACCUUCGUCUUCCAUCAUAAGAUAUCUUUUUAAACUCUUUGGAAGAGGCAGGGAAUAUAUGAAAUGGUACAAUGUUGUUGAUGCACAUUGGCCUAAAUAUCUAAUUCUAAUUCUACAGAGAUCAGAAAGAGUAAGUGGUUCCCUACAAAUGUUAUAUAACCAGCACUUUGUAUAGUCUGAUGCUGGCAGUGAUGUAUCUUUAUCUGGGAUUACGAUGUAAUGACCUGCCUUCAAUAACAUUAAUGCUAAGCUACUCGACCUUCUUCUACUAGCUAUAGAUAAAUUGUCUAGACCACAAGCAUGUAAAUCACAAGCAUUUACAUCUGCGCCAUACCGAAUAAGGAGAACUGCAGCAGGAUCUCUACAACAAAAAUUUACAUUUUAGUGAUUGACAUAAUUUAAACAAAAUAUCUCCUAAAAUAUUAUGAGAGAUACAAAAUAUUCGGAAAAUAGUAUAGUAUAGCCUGAAACUUACUUGUGUAAUAACAGAGCCCUGUUUAAAGCAGUGUCACCUGUUAGAGCGGAGGCAUUCAAAUCAAUCUUGUAAUCUAUUAAACAUUUCAGCAAUUCUUCAAAAUCUUCAUGGGAAUCUACACUUUCAACAGCUAUGUGCAACGCAUUAGCACCUGUUAUACUGUUUAACAAAUUAGCGUUUGCACCUGCAACAUAAAUAUAUUACCAAAAUAUAUAAACAUUAUCAUCAUCAUUAAAACCUAUUAUUUUAGAACAAGUAAACAAUUUCAGAAAUAGUUUUACACACAUUGCAAUGACAUACCUUUACAUAACAAUAUUUUAGCGAUUGCGGGUUGAGAUAGGCGUACCGCCAAAAGCAGUGGUGUAUCACCAUUGUCAUUAUACAAGUUUAUCCCUGCACCAUAAGCUGUAAGCAUUUUUACUAUUUCCAUCUAAAAAAAAACAAUGUUUGAUGUAUCAGUUUUCGCUAAAUUUUGUUUGAUAUUAUUUUUUAUUGUCCUUUGAAAUUGUGUCAAUAAUAAUUUAUAGAGAAAAAGAUAUAUCAAGAGUAACUUACCUGUCUUUGAAUUAUUGCAUUAUGCAAAAGCCUAUGUGAGUGAGUGAUUCUAGCACCAGAUAACAAUAAAACUUCUACGCCCACAGCAUACUUUUGCCAAACAGCUUCGCAAAGAGGUGUAUAUCCUAAAAAAAAUGUGGUAAUUCUGCAAAUAUUGUAUAUAUAAACCCAAUCUCAUCAUACUCAAUUUAUUAUACUACUAUUAAUAAAUAUUAAUUUACCAUGGAUCUCUUCACUAUUCACAUUAGCACCUGCAUCAAUCAGAUAUUUCAUCACAUCCGUGUGCCCCCGACCAGCUGCUAUGUAUAAUGCUGUUCUUUCAUUAGCAUCUCUUGCUUCUAAACUUGCACCAUUACUGACU